Gongylonema pulchrum is the source of this 717-nucleotide messenger RNA. The record is from the annotation of a GenBank genome assembly. Lineage: Eukaryota; Metazoa; Nematoda; Chromadorea; Rhabditida; Gongylonematidae.
AUGGAUUCUGCAAAUUCGCCCGUGAGCUGGGUGGAUUUGAAACGCGAUCCCGGAUUGAUCCGUGCGGAUUUCAGCGGUUACAAGCUUUCACUUGAUCAGUUUCCGUCUUAUAUUCAAUCACUGAAAACACCUGUGCGCGAAUUGCAGCCGAGUAACACGCAAUAUGGCCUUGAACAUAUCAAGCUAUUCAGUGACAUUAAUUAUCUUACAUUCGAUAUGUACUCGUCGGAUUUGUACCAAAAGCGCUUCAUGAUCAUUUUACAGGGCCCUCGACUGUGCUCAAUUGAUUUCGAUGCAGAGGAAUGUUUGAGCAUUGAGCCCCUCAGCAUAUGCGGGGUGGUAAGCUCAUUCGUUAUUGUUGAAAGCCGAUGUGUUGCGAAUAAUUACGAUGUUUUACUGCGGUCUGUUGUGCCCGGAGAAAGAGCAUCAAGCAGUGGACCGAAUUUCAUGAACAAAGCAGUUUGGUUGUCCAUUAUUAACGAAAAUGGAGCAAUGCGAUUGGGAGACAUCCGCAGCGUACUGUGUUCUGGACAUAUCGAAAUGACCACUUUUGAUAGAGCACCCGAAACUCUGAUUAUUGUUAGCACGGGUGAUUUGACUUUUUGUGGAAAUGAAACGGAUACAUCUGCCCCCGAAGAUGAAGAAAUGAUAAUAGAAACUGGUAGGCAUUUUGCAGACUUUACAAUUUUAUUUUUUCGAGAUUUUAUGAAAUUUUAA